AGCUAUACGUCAUUGAGAAUCUGUACGUAUUAAGCUGAAAUUGUUUUACUUUUAAAUUUGAAACCGGUAACGAACUAAAUUUAUAUAACGAGAAAAAAACUGUUCAUGUUCAGAAAUUCAGCUAAGAUGACAACAAAAAUUACAGUUGAUAAACUAAAAGAGGUUGACGUAACGAAUUCCUGUCGCAUAUGCAAGUGCCGUGGAAAUGACGAUUUACAAAAUCGAGUUAAACUGCGUCCAUUAUUCAAUGGCCGCCGUUUAACUCGUAUUAUAGCCAACACAAUACACAUAGAGAUUAAGGAUUUGCCAGGACUGCCCCGUUUUGUUUGCGAGCAUUGUUUAAAAUUGUUGAAAACUUUUUCAGUUUUUCAAGUGGAUUUUCGGCGUUCCGAAGAAGAUUUUAAAAUGGCCCUCGAAGCUCGCAAACAUUCUCAUAUGGAUGCCUUGAUUGAAUUUUCCAAUUCCAUUGAAAUGGAAAAGCAAUUAGAUAAUGACCAGAAAAAUGCUGCUCUCGUAACCAAUUUCCUAAAGAAAAGCCACAAGAAGACCAACAAACCAAAAUCAACACUCGAUAAUGAUUAGUGUAUUUUACAAUGAAUUUAAAUAGUUCAAUAUAUUUUAAGUUUAUAUGUGCAAA
Messenger RNA from Drosophila albomicans, 637 nucleotides. RefSeq lists its product as uncharacterized. Bases 106 to 582 code for a protein of 158 amino acids. The transcript has 2 exons. Gene Ontology annotation, cellular component: nucleus. The record is from RefSeq and is a predicted model, not a curated record. Lineage: Eukaryota; Metazoa; Arthropoda; Insecta; Diptera; Drosophilidae. Gene Ontology annotation, molecular function: zinc ion binding.